GCAGCAGGAAGUGUGUUUAUUGUUUGGGAACGGAACGGGACUGGAUUUGUGCGCGUGUGCGCGCGCCCGGGACUUUUGGGUGGUGGCUGUUUGUUUUACUGGAACAGCAACAGCAAAUGCUCUGGAAUGCCCAGCUAACUUUAGUUACUCAGUCGAGUUUGAGCGAAAUUUCACAUUUCCUUUCAACUUCUAUCGACUCCGCUCUUCUUUUGUCCGUGCUGAAUUCUGAGGGCGGGAUAUCUCGGUUCAGAGCAGCUUUUAUCGAUUCCUUCACAGAGAAAGCUAACGGGAUAAAGCGUGCUAAAGUGAGCCCAGAUGCAGGCCAUAAAGUGUGUGGUCGUCGGGGACGGGGCUGUGGGAAAAACAUGCCUUCUGAUCAGCUACACAACCAAUGCUUUUCCCGGGGAAUACAUCCCUACUGUAUUUGAUAAUUAUUCUGCUAAUGUGAUGGUCGAUGGGAAGCCGGUGAACCUGGGACUGUGGGACACAGCAGGGCAGGAGGAUUACGACAGGCUUCGACCACUCUCCUAUCCUCAGACGGAUGUGUUCUUGAUUUGUUUCUCUCUUGUGAGUCCAGCCUCGUUUGAGAACGUCCGUGCGAAGUGGUAUCCAGAGGUCAGACAUCAUUGUCCCAACACUCCUAUAAUUCUGGUUGGGACUAAGCUUGACCUGAGAGACGACAAGGACACUAUAGAAAAGUUGAAAGAGAAGAAACUAACACCCAUCACCUACCCUCAAGGUCUCGCUAUGGCCAAAGAAAUAGGAUCUGUGAAGUACCUGGAAUGCUCAGCCUUAACACAACGUGGUCUUAAGACGGUGUUCGAUGAAGCCAUCCGUGCGGUCCUGUGUCCGCCCCCAGUCAAGAAAGGAAAGAGGAAGUGUUAUAUCCUCUGAACUGACUGUACUCGCAGCGCCAGCUACAAUCUGAGUUCACCUGAGAGGAGAACAGUGGAGGCGGGGAUGAUGGGAAAUGUGUGUUGGGGAAGAAGAAAUAGUCUGCACAGUGUAUCCAUACAGAUAUUUCUCCCUCUUGCAUUGCAUUUAGAAUUGCACCACUAACUAGCUGUUAAGAUGCCAGAUUAUUUGCUUCCGAGUGAUGAGGAGUGGCAUCCAUAGUUGUUUUCCUUCCCGUACAGUAAGACAUUCCUGCUGCCUUCUAAUGAUCUCCUUUUUUUUAAACUAAAUACUCCUUUCAGUGUAUUUCUCCAUCUUUGUGAGCCCAUAUAUUUUGUUUACAAUCUGUUUUGUAGAAAAUGAAUUAUUGCCAAACGUUAAACCCACAUGGAUUUUAAUUUGCUCACACUAACAGUCUGAUUUUUCCUAAAGGGUGGGGGGUGUCAAUCAUGCAUACUACUAAGAAACUGAGAUUGCAGUAAUGUUGAAGGAACUAUUUUAUGUUUCCAUGCUAGAGAUUUUAUUUUGUUAACUGUACAAGAAACAAACCUACGGUAGUUACAUGCAUAUAACGGCUUUGUUUUGUCAGUAUAUAGCAUAUUUUCACUACUGUAUAUGAAUAUUCAGAAGGGCAAACCUCUUUUAUUAAUCUCUCUCUGUAUUUAAGCCAGGCUUUUGGAGGAGUCGGACAGUGUUUUAACCAUUUUAGAGUCCCAGUAUUGUAUUUAGAUGACAGAUCUACCAGUGCCUAGGAUCAGUAUCAGACCAGAGUUUCACUGCAAAGCUGAGCAUGUCAGAAGUUUCUGUACUGUAGACACCGCAACACUAUGGGAUGGGGUUCAUAUUCUUGAAAGAUCCCCUUGAAGACUGUGCAGUUUGUUGUAAAGGUACAGACUAAGUAUUAAACUUCUAAUUGGAUUUCAGACAUGGUUCAAGACGAAAUGGUUGGAAUUUACAACAUGGACAUUUUAAUUUUGACAGAUCUGUAACUUUUUAAAAACAUUUAAAAUGCUUUAUUCAUGCUUUUAUUGUCUCCACUAAAGCUACAGUGCAUUAACUUUUAUAUCUGUAAAAAGAAACCAAACAUUUGUCUUUGUUCUUGGUUUUCCAUGUACACUUCAUGCACGGAAGUGUUGGGACACCCCCUUCUAAUAAACAGGUUUGACUACUUGA
This is a messenger RNA of Carassius gibelio (silver crucian carp), 2067 nucleotides long. RefSeq names its product ras-related C3 botulinum toxin substrate 1-like. Bases 316 to 894 code for a protein of 192 amino acids. Lineage: Eukaryota; Metazoa; Chordata; Actinopteri; Cypriniformes; Cyprinidae. The record is from RefSeq and is a predicted model, not a curated record. The transcript has 6 exons. Gene Ontology annotation, biological process: cortical cytoskeleton organization; small GTPase-mediated signal transduction; regulation of actin cytoskeleton organization. Gene Ontology annotation, molecular function: protein kinase binding; GTPase activity; GTP binding. Gene Ontology annotation, cellular component: dendritic spine; cytoplasmic vesicle; cytoskeleton.